Molecule: messenger RNA, 1345 nt
Organism: Annulohypoxylon truncatum
Lineage: Eukaryota; Fungi; Ascomycota; Sordariomycetes; Xylariales; Hypoxylaceae
Exons: 1
Coding region: 216-1073 (285 amino acids)
Biological process (GO): attachment of mitotic spindle microtubules to kinetochore; protein localization to kinetochore; kinetochore assembly
Cellular component (GO): kinetochore
Source: RefSeq, a predicted model, not a curated record
CAAAAGUAAAUAACAUCAAAUCGCCAAACCACCAAACCGCCAAAUCCUAGAAAGCAUUUCAAGGGUGGACUUCCGGUCAUUUUGAACAUUGAAUGCCUAUUACCAAAAAGUUCAAGGGUAGAGAUCCCAAAUAGUCUAGCAUCCACCUCACAUCUCCAGCCAGAAGAAGAUUUCGGUCGUUUGAUCAGGUGCAACACGCGACAACUUGAUCGAGGAUGGCGCCUCUCACACCACAAGGCGUGCUAGCUAAGUUACGGUCACUCACUGCUAGCCAGGAAAUCACCAUCCUGAAGCUCAGCGAACCUAUCUCGGCCGCAGUCACACAACUACAAGAUGCCCAUCAGCGAACUUCAGACGUCUCUACCUCGUCACUUGACGCUACUACACCCUCUUCUCUCGAGGGCGACUUGACACACUACCGGGAGCUGUUUGCCAAACUCCGUUUCAGUUAUGUAGAGCAAGUCAGCAAGGAGAAAUUCAUUCGUGCCAUCGUAGGCGAUCCACCUCUUAUCGUCAGUUCCCAAGAGAAUGUGGACCUCGAGAAGGAGAACCUAGAAGCAAAAGCCACACUUAAGGCAUUGAAGACAGAGGUCGCAGAGAUGGUCGCCGAGCUCGAGGAGAAAGCCAAAGAUCUGAGUAGAAGGUACGAGAAAGUGCAAGUCGAGACCAUCAAACUGGAAGAGCUUCCCGGCAAGAUUGGAGAGCUUGGAAAUGCAGUUGCAAAAUUGCAGAAGAACCAAGCAGCAGGGUCGAAUCCAAAUCCGGAAUUAAAUUUACCCUUGGCCAGGACUUUGGACUUGGUCGAGUCAAAGAAGAAGAGAAAGUCCGAGUUGGAUAGACAACUAGAGCAACUCCAGGGUCAAGUCCCGAGGAAAAAGAAGGAGUUGGAUCGGCUACACGCCGAGCUACAUCCCCUCGAGACGAAGAGACAGAACAGCGCGGCUGCCGCAAAAGAGGCCAGGAGGCGAAAAGAGGCGGCGCUCGGUGGUGUCGAGGAUGAUCUUGAGGAAAGAGGCCGCUGGUUCAGGGCAGCCGAGGCCGGUUUAAAGGGAGUAUUGGAGAUUCGGGGCUAAAUGUCUUCAUCAUUCGAGAGCAGGUGUUAGGCGUUUCUGGGCGUGCUGUCUAGCUGAUGAACUCAUAUUCUCCGUGGCCGGGAUAAUCUAUGGAGGGAAGCUCGCCUCUAGGAAGUAAGACAUCUCGAGCAACGACUCUAAAGGCAAGAAGCGAAAGAGAGAAAAAAUCAGUCACGAAUAGUGAAACCCUUCCGAAUAUCCUAGGCAGAACCUUCUACUGCAAUGUUUUCACUACACCGAGUUCGGCUAAGACAUGAUUAAUGUUUCCGUAA